This is a messenger RNA of Coniophora puteana RWD-64-598 SS2, 1188 nucleotides long. RefSeq lists its product as uncharacterized. Gene Ontology annotation, molecular function: acid phosphatase activity. The transcript has 9 exons. The record is from RefSeq and is a predicted model, not a curated record. The coding region runs from base 1 to 1188 and encodes 395 amino acids. NCBI's taxonomy places the organism in Eukaryota, Fungi, Basidiomycota, Agaricomycetes, Boletales, Coniophoraceae.
AUGACAUCUUAUCCGAAACUAGUCGCUCUUGAUACAGACUGGACGUUGUGGUGGGGCUGGCUAGACAUGAACAAGUGGGGGAAGGGAAACGGUGCUUAUUCUCCCCCGGAAGACAACAUCGAAUACGAUAGCGGAUCUGACAAGGUACUCAGAGAUAGGAGUAACCAUAACGAGAAGAUAUGGUUAUACGGCAAGGUGCCAGACAUCAUAACCGACAUCGUCAAACACGGGGCAAAGUUGGCGAUUGUUUCUCGCAACAGAAGCAAGGGGGCAUCUGAUCGUGCAUUGUGGUAUUUUAACGCUGUCGACCCGAGAGACGGAAAGAAGAAACCGAUCAUCGACAUGGUCGACUUCGACGAAGUCGUUGAUGAGGAUAAGACCAAGCAUUUCGAGCGCAUUAAGGGAUGGACGGGUUUCGACUUUUCGGAUAUGAUACUAUUUGAUGAUGAGGCGGUCAAUAAUCUGGUCCGGGUGGUCCAAGGUGUCACAUUCCAGGUCUCGCGAGAUCAACAAGGUCUCACCUGGGAGAACUACCAGCAGGGCUUGGAUACAUGGCGGCGUCUUCAGAAAAUAAGAAGUCCUUACCUUGGUCAGAGCCUUCAAAGCUACUCUAACCCGGUGUUCCUUGGAUACUCUGGUAUGGAUGAAGACACUGUUAACCGCUUGACAAGCGGAGGACACCGCGUGGACCUCACUGAGUCCGCACGGUGGGGAUAUGCGAUGUACGUUGCAGAUGAUAUCAGGAUCGCCCAUUACUUCUCCGAAUGGAUUAAGAGGGACGCGUUUGGCCCGAACGCAAAGACGUAUGUUUGGUUCACCGAGACCAACAGCCUGAUGAACAAUGUCCACAGCCAGAGCGCGUUCCAGAUCGCCUGGGACCAGGAGAACAGGGACGUGCAGGCUGCCAAGUGGUACGCGCCGCCCCCCUACAUCCUCUUCUCCCGACACGGCCGGAUGGGCGACAUGCCAAACAACAUCCCCCGCGGACGGUUCAACGAGAUGGUGGUGUACACACAACUGCAGGAUGCGCUUAUCUUGACGAUCCCGCUCACCAAUCAACAAAUCGCUAACAAGAUGUACAGCAGUCCGAAGUCUGCACCAUUUGAGCAUCAGUUCAAGAAUUGGCGCAUUAGGAUGUCAUUAGAGAUGUUUGCCGAGUUCAAGGGCCAGGGCGAGCCUUGGUCCUAA